AAAUAUUUCAAUCAAAAUUCAAGAUUUUAUCAUAAAAAAAAAUAAUGUGGCACGUUUAACAUUAUUUCAGAUAAUAUUUACAAUAACAAUCAUAAUAUCAGCCAUUCUAAUGAUCAAUCCAAAUUGGAUUCUAAUUACAAUACAAACAUUAUUUCAAUCAAUAUCAUUAAUAUUAAAUUUAUUUAUACCAUUUUUAUCAUCAUAUUCAAUAAUAAUGUUAAUCAUAUUGAUUACAAUUACAAGUUUAAAUUUGAUUUGUAUUAUAUUUAAAAUUCGUUUAAAUAUUGAUAUUAUUCGUCGUCGACGACGUCGUAUUGUUCGUGAAAUGAUUGAAAUCGAAGAUAGCGGUGAUGAUAAAUCCGAUAAUAUUCGUUCAGAAAUAAGCGAUCCAAUUCCAUUGGAACAUCGAUCAUCGAUUGUACAGUUUCAAUCACAUCAACCAUCGCCAAUGCUACAGCAGCAUUAUCAAACAUCAUUACCAUUUACCACCAUUGUACAGGAACAGAUUCCAUUUAUAAAUUCAAAUCAUCAACAUCAACAUUAUGAAGGUCGUACAACAUUUUAAAAAUUUUUAAAAAUUUUCUUUAUUAACAUUUGUUGUUGUUUUAAAAUAUCAAUUUUUUUUAU
Dermatophagoides pteronyssinus (European house dust mite) is the source of this 627-nucleotide messenger RNA. RefSeq lists its product as uncharacterized. NCBI's taxonomy places the organism in Eukaryota, Metazoa, Arthropoda, Arachnida, Sarcoptiformes, Pyroglyphidae. The record is from RefSeq and is a predicted model, not a curated record.